AUGUCAUUGAUUAAAGAACCUUAAUCCCCUUAGAUAAUUAAUUAUUUAAAAGGUCAAACAUAGAAUAAUAAUAAUAAAAUCUCAUAAUCAGUUAAAGUUGAAAAAUCAAGAAAUUCAAUUAUUGAAGAUUAAGAUGAAUAAACAACAGUGAUCAAAUAAAAAACCUAUUAAGGAGACUUUUCAUAAUUUGAUAAUUCAUUAUAAUAAAAGGUGUCUCCCAAUGAAACUAAAAUAUUAAUAAAUAAUAAUGAUUAAUCAAAUUCAUUAUAAAUAAGAAACCAUACUGAAGAUGCUAUGAUAUCUGUUUCACCAAAAGAUUGCUGUUUUUGUGGUGAAGCAUAAAAUAUAUUUCCUAUUUGCUAAUGUUCUUUAGCUCAUUAAAAAUGUGCUAAUGAAUUUUUGUAAUAAGGAUCAUAUUAAGAAUAAAUCUAAUGCAAAAAUUGUAAUCAAUAUAGACAUGUAAAUGGUGUUAUUAAUUUCGAAUUUAGUUAAUGGAGAAAAAACAAAUUCUCUUUAUUUUUGGAACUCUCAUUUUUAGUUAUAAUUUUGGCUAUUUUUGGAGUUUUAACUUACUUUUCAUUCUUUGAACUAUAUGAUAAAAUUGCUUAAGAUAGGUUAUUAAUAUCUUGUUUAGUUUUUUCAUAUACUAUAUAGUUUAUUUUACUUAUAUGCUUAAUAUCUAAAAUGCUUACUCAUUUUAAAAAAGUAAAGUUAAUGAUAAAAAGAUUUGAUGUUAAAAAUGUUUAAUAUAAUUAAAAUUACGUAAAUUUAAUGAUGAAAUUGUGA
Messenger RNA from Paramecium pentaurelia, 786 nucleotides. Lineage: Eukaryota; Ciliophora; Oligohymenophorea; Peniculida; Parameciidae. The record is from the annotation of a GenBank genome assembly.